Protopolystoma xenopodis is the source of this 237-nucleotide messenger RNA. The record is from the annotation of a GenBank genome assembly. Lineage: Eukaryota; Metazoa; Platyhelminthes; Monogenea; Polystomatidea; Polystomatidae.
AUGUUCGGUGUACCUGGUGGGGGAGGCAGCCUAGUCGACCCUUCAAUGCGCAACCUCAACUCCGGUCAAAUGGCUAAACUCAAUCUAUCAAUGGCUAAAGUAAUGGACCCCCGCAUCCUUCACCAAAUGGGCGGAAUGGCUGGUCUGCAAAAUAUGAUGCGUCAAUUACAAUCGGGCGGUUUGGGAGGGCUCGGCGGCUUGAUGGGAGGCGGAGGAACGAGUGGAAGAAAAGGCUGA